Rhizopus microsporus ATCC 52813 is the source of this 319-nucleotide messenger RNA. RefSeq lists its product as uncharacterized. Lineage: Eukaryota; Fungi; Mucoromycota; Mucoromycetes; Mucorales; Rhizopodaceae. The record is from RefSeq and is a predicted model, not a curated record. The coding region runs from base 36 to 194 and encodes 52 amino acids. The transcript has a single exon.
CGGACAUGUCAUUAGCGCUAGUACUGUUCUAAGGGAUGUCUAUAAUAGCAAUAGAACCUUACGACAUCUUUUAUCGUGUUCUAUUUUUGACUAUAGAAAUAUGGGAUAUUAUAAUAACGCUGAUAAAAGCAAAUCAGAAAGAUAAUUCAUACACAACACUCCAUCUUAAAACCCUUAAAAAGGAAGUGUACUGAGAGUAUAAACAAUGAGAUGCUUAUGUAUCUUGGCACUUUUAAUUACUUAAUUUAGCUGUUAUGACAACAUCGACCUUUGCUAACUGAUCUACUUCUUACAAUGUACUAAUCCUAUUAAGAGAGGC